This is a messenger RNA of Myripristis murdjan (pinecone soldierfish), 5314 nucleotides long. RefSeq names its product zinc fingers and homeoboxes 3b (gene zhx3b). The record is from RefSeq and is a predicted model, not a curated record. Lineage: Eukaryota; Metazoa; Chordata; Actinopteri; Holocentriformes; Holocentridae. Bases 441 to 4031 code for a protein of 1196 amino acids. Gene Ontology annotation, biological process: regulation of transcription by RNA polymerase II. Gene Ontology annotation, cellular component: nucleus. The transcript is spliced from 7 exons. Gene Ontology annotation, molecular function: DNA-binding transcription factor activity, RNA polymerase II-specific; DNA binding.
UGAGAGAGGGACGGAGGUAUGGGGGAGGGGAAUGAAGGGGGUAGACAGGAGCUCUCCCAAAAAGCCUUUAGUGAAGAAGCUGAGAAUGAGGUUGUUUAAAUGCCCUCAUAAAAGAGAUAGCCUUGAGUUUCACAGGGUACAGGACACGAGGAGAAGACAUAAUUUUAGUGAGUAGUAACAAGCAGCACUGGAUUUUGGUGGCUCCAGUCAAACUUCUUCAGAAACCUUCUCACACCGUUUUUGAUAUUUUACCUGAAAACAUCCAACUGAGAAGAAGUGGCUCAUACUGCGUAGUUGAGGAGUUCAAGUGAGUGAGCAGAGUCAUGUCCCGCCAUCCUCCUCCCCCCAUGGCUGGUCUAUAGUCAACCAGAAACGACCCCUAUUCUCAGUCACACCCCACUCACAGCUAUUUCACCAACCUUCCACCCUGUGGUUCCACCAUGGCCAGCAAGAGGAAGUCCACCACACCAUGUAUGAUCCCCAGCAAGACCAUGCACCUCCGUGAGGAGCUGGAACAGGAGCCUCCCAUUCUCCUCCGCCAAGCCAGGAGCUCUGGAGGUGGCAGACACAGUCCAUUGGACCCAGGUGAAUCUUCCAAAUCAGAGGCGGGGGACACUGUCAGAGACAGCGCUGGCACCUACACCUGUAGGCCUUGUAACUUUGAAACCCAUGACCUUAACCUGUUCUUGGAUCAUGUAUACAGCGGGCACCCAGACUUCCGUGCAGACCCAAGCUUCCUUUGUGUGGACUGUGGCGUUUCUGCACCCAAGUUUGAGGGGCUAGCCCUGCACAAUGCCAGGGUUCACCCCAGCACACUGAACACCACUCUGCAGCUGAGGAAGAGGGACAGGAGGGUGAUUGUGGAGCAGAAUCUGGUGAUUGGGACAGAGGCAGGGAAAGACAAUGAGAUUUCCAUCACCAAAACCCCGAUUAUGAGGAUGCUGAAGGGCAAAUCGGAGCCUAAGCGAAUAGUGGUGUCCCACCCAGCCUCUGAUGAGCCCUCCUCAGACCCUCACUCUGUCUCCAGAGAAACGGAGAGGAAAGAGACUCCUACAGUGACAGUCACCCAUGUCCCUACCAUUGUACACAAUGGCCCAACAACCAAGGUCACUCUGCCCUCUGCAAUCCAGAUAGUCAAUGGCUCUGGGGCACUGCCAGUGCUCAAGACUGCCAUCACACAGGUGGUCUCAGUGGUCCAGAACAGAAGCCUCCACCAGUCUGCUCCCAUCACAGCUACUUCAACUGUCUCCUCUUCAUCUUCUCCCUCUCCUUCUUCCAAAAAUCUCCCCAAGGUGAUGAUUCCUUUAAGCAGUAUCCCUACUUACAGUGCCUCCAUGGACUCAUCUUCUUUCUUGAAGACUUCCUUCAGUAAGUUCCCUUACCCCACCAAGGCUGAGCUCUGCUACCUGACUGUGGUCACAAAAUUCCCUGAGGAGCAGAUUAAGAUCUGGUUUACUGCCCAGAGACUUAAGCAGGGCAUCAGCUGGUCUCCUGAAGAGAUUGAGGAGGCCAGGAGGAAGAUGUUCAACACCAUUAUCCAAACAGCACCCCCUACUUCCCAGAACCAGCGUCAGACCCACAGUCACCACAGCCCAGCCCAACAUACAAUUACAGUUCUGCCUGCAUCACUGGGAGCCACAGGGAUCCCCCACAUUCUACAGGGUUCUCUCGUCAGCCAGGGAGGGGUGAUCGUUACCCAACCUGUGGUAGCUAACGGUAUUCAGGUUAGCAAUGCUCCCGUGGCUCUGGCCGUCACACCAAAACCCCAAGCAGCAGCCCGCCCAAUGAUGCAGGCCCGGCCUACCGCUGCCCUGGUGGCAGACAAGGGCAUCAGCAUGGUGGUGGGGACAGUGGGCAGCAGUAGUGGAAGCAAUGUCAUCAGCAGCAGUAAUAGUAGUAGAAGUGGGGGAGGGAGCACUAGCAGUAUUAUCAACAGUACUACGAGUAACAGUAGCAGCAGUAACAGCAGCAGUGGGAGUACUAGCAGUCAAGCUAGUGUUAUCAACCUCAGUCUGGGGAGCAGCAACCAUAGUAAUGCCAACGCCAAGGUCAGCAGUGUCAAUGGCAAACACAACAUUGCUAAUUCUGAUUUCAAUGACAAGAGCAAUAGUAAUGCUACCAGCAGUUCAAACACCACUAAAGGCAGCAGUGACAGUAAGAACAAUGAUAUCAGCAAGGCCAACAACACCAGCACUGGUAAGAGUAACAGUGACAAGUUAUCAGUUACCACUGAUAAUAAAUGUACCACAGAUGCUAAACCCAACAACACCAAUGCCAAAAGUGGCAGUACCACGCAGAAGAGCAAAGAUAGCAACGGUAGUACUAACAAAAAUAACACCAGCACAACCAGUGCUCCCACAAGCACAGCUACCCCAGCUGCUGCCACGAACUCCAGUAGUAACUCGCCAGCCAACAAAUCAGAGGCUUCUUCUCCUGCCUCCAAGUCUUCUUCCCCCUCCCCUGUGGCUCCUUCAAGCAGCACACCUGGCUCUCGGACACUUCCCAACACAUUCCUGGACCCCAGCUUCUACAAGGGCAAGAAGUCUCAGGAGCAGCUCAGUGCUCUGAAGGACAGCUUUCAGACCAGCCAGUUUCCUAACCAGGAGGAGGUGGACCGUCUCAUUGCGAUCACAGGGCUCACUGUACGUGAAGUCCGUAAGUGGUUCAGUGACCGGCGCUACCACUUUCGCAACCUUAAAGGUACACGCUCAAAUGCAGGCAGUCAGAAUAAGUCUGGCAGCACAGCUGGAGCUGGAAGUGGUUCAGGCUCGUCAGGGAGUGGCACCACUGGCAGUGCCACCAUUACAGAAUUCUCAGAAGGUACUGCAACCUCUGGGGCAAAAACACCGCAGCAGGGCUCUGCCCCCCUCAGCCCAACUGCCUCACAGACCCCCACUUCUCCCACCACACCAUCCCGCCGACCCCCUAGACCACCAUCUCCAGACUUUACAGCGAUCCGCUAUAAAGAGCGAGAACCCCACCAGGUAAGGGCACUAGAGGCCAGCUUUGCCCAGGAUGCUGACCCCUCUGGAGAGGAAGUGGACCGACUGCGAGCAGAGACCAAGAUGACCCGGCGGGAGAUCCAUGGCUGGUUCGCUGAGAAGAGGAAGAGAGUGGCAGCUGAGAAGAAGAAAGAGGAGGCAGAGCGGGCCAUUAGAGAGGAGGAGGACAUGGAAGUUGAGGGAGAGGAGGGUAAGAAAGUAGACGGGGAAGAGAGACAGAGAGACGACGGUUCAGGAGAGCUCAAAGUCAACCCUAUUAAGAUCAAUCUGAAGAUGCUGAAGGUGACAGAGGCCAAUGGCAAAGCAGAGAAUGAAGGGUUGGACAGCCCAACUAUCCCCCCUCCAUCCAGCACAACACCCACGCCCUCCCCUUCCCCAGGCCACACCCCAUCCACUACCCCCAAACCGGUCCAAUCCCAGUCCCCCAAACCUUCACCUGUCCGAGGUAAGAAGACUGCAGACCAGCUACACCUACUUAAACAAGUCUAUGCCCGGACGCAGUGGCCUAGCGCUCCUCAGUAUGAUGAGUUGAUCUCAGCUACAGGGCUUCCCAGGCCCGAAGUCGUGCGAUGGUUUGGGGACUGCCGGUAUGUGCAGAAGAAUGGCCAGCUGAAGUGGCUUGAGGCUUACCAGAGCAUGGCCCUGGAAGAGGACCUCCAGAAGGGCAACACACAAAUACUCCAGGCCCACCUGGAAACGCACGGCAGCCUGGAGGAGUCGCAGGUGCAGGAACUUGCUCAGGCUAGUGGUUUAACAGAGGAGCUGGUGCGGCACUGGUUCUCCACCAAGGCUUCUCUGCCCCAGGCUGAACAAACUGCUCCUGCUGCUGCUGCUGCUGAUACGACAGGACCAAGAGCAGCCACACCAGCAUCAGAGCCACAAACGACAGUAGUAUCUGGAUCCUCACCGCUGGAGCCGCAGCAGGAAGAGGGCAAGGACAAAACGGAGCAAUCAGCGUGUGGGGUGGCAAAGGAGGUGGCAGAGGAGAAGAGCGACAAGACUGUGAAUCCUACUAAAGGAACAGAUUGAAGAGCAAAGACCUUUUUGUGUGAGAAUGGAAUUCACAACGCAGGUGGUCUUUGUGCCGGGAGUCUGAGUGGAAGACAGCAGAUGCGAUUGUAACAGGAUCACUGGAUGGAAAUGGACCUUGAAACCUUCCCUACCACCACAUCCCCUCUCCUCUCUCUCCCUCACACCGCUCGAGGUAGGCAUGACUGACCUCCUCCCCCCGGCCAACUACAUGGAGAUGGACACUCAAGCCACCACCCCACCCGAAACACAGGCACACACACUCUCACACCCUCUCCAGUAUCCCUCCAUCCGCCAUUUUCCCCUUCAAAGGAAGUUCCAGUGGAGACUGAAGCACAGGACUGGUGGAGGAGGGAGGGAGGGAGAGAGGGAGGGAGGGGCAGGGCUGACUGCGGAGGAUUGGCUGCGUUUUUCUGCCGUGUUUGUUCCGCCUGCCUGCUGCGGUGGGAGGAAGUGAAGAGAGGAGGGUAGAUUUGGAGGAAGGAGGGAGGGGGGAAAAAGGGAGACGUGUGGUCGGAAUUGAGACCUUAGCAGAUGUGGAACAGGGGGUGGGGGGUUGGGUUGGGUUGGGUAUUGGAAUCCCGACUGGACAGAUAUCAACCAAGCCAACUCUCACAUGAGGAAGAUCAGUGGUGUGUUCAAAGACCGUUGGUAGGAUGUUUCUGAGGGGGGCGGGGUGGGAGUACAAAAAACUGCACAGCUCUUUGCUACAGGGUGCUUGUCUAGGCCUUAAAAGUAAAAUAAAUGACCCCCCCCCUCCUUCCUCUACUGUGUCAUCUUUAUACUCAAAUUUCCCACUUCUGCCAUAUUGCACUCAUCCACUUUCAUUUCACGCUCACAGCUUACCUUGAAUGUGCUAGUUGGGCUGUUUAUACCGUGUCAUGUCAUAAACACAGCACUGAUAUUCAUUUUGAACCUUCUUCAGUUUCAUUGGAGAUCCUCUUAUGGUUUCUUUGUACAUAGUAUUUGGUUUAAGAGGACAUGAAACCGUUUGAUAUGGGGCGGGGGGAGUCUAGAAUUAUGUCAUCCAAAGAGGGCGAGCACCCUGUCAUGUCUAAGAAGAAAAAUGACAAGAUAAUAUUUGGACUAUGAAAUGAUGUUUGUGUUUUAGCAUCAAGUGCUUCUUUACGUCACUGACGAGUACGUUCAUUUGUUUUUAUGGAACUUUCUUAUGUAAUAAAUUUGACUGUAUAAGAACUGUGAACUUUUACCAGAGUUCCAUACUUAGGCCUGAUGUAUAAUUUUUACAGAUGUUAUUUGCAGAAUAAACAAAAUGUAACAAA